AGGCUAAUUGAUUUGUAUGUCAUUACCAUUGGACAUUUAAAACAAAUAUGCCUCGUCAAAUUUCAGGGCAAUAUUCUUUAUUUUUUAUUUGAACGUUAUCUAAAGGUUACUCAUAUGCAAUAGAAAUAGUUCGUAAUGUAGGCUAUAUAAAAUAUAUUUUCGAGUUUAAAUGUGACCUCUAAGACCAAGUGAAAUUACAUAAGCUAUAUACAAAAACGUGGUAUAUCAAACACUAGGUGAUUAAACAGUGUAUGUUUUAUAAAUAAGCUUAAUUACAUGAAAUAUUUAAAUUUAGAUUACCUUGAGAACAAAAGAAGCAUUCAGGUCAACAUCAAGUAUUCAUUAAAUCGAGCAAUAUGCAUGAAAAAAAUGGACUAAUAAGAUGACUAAGAUGAAAACAACUUCCUAGAUCUUUUCAGACGGAAUCUCAUCUUCAAUACGAUUCAUGCAUUUACAUUUUGCAUCUUUGAUGUCACCCUUUGCAACGUAAUGCAGACCAAUGAUUAAGCUCGUAGUAUGUUUUUUUCCCGUUCACAUUGGCAUUUGUUGUUGUUGUUUUUCAUUUGUUUUUUUAUUCAAAUUAUUAUUUAUUAUGAUCGUUUAUUAACUCGUUUAUUAAAUUGUGCCUCAAAUUUUUAUAUAGUAAUAUUUGUCAGCUAUUUUUCUACUGUUGAUUUACACUAUUUAGUACUGGUAACACUAAUAGAAAAAAAGAGAGCAAUGCACAUUUUGAUUUUUAAGUGGUAAUCAAAUGUAGUAGUUCAAAUCUAAUUAUUAACAAUCAUGUAUUAUAUUAUAUUAUAUUAUAACCCACCAUCACCAUUCCCACCUUUAAUUUUAAUAAAUACAAUUCAAAGAAGCAAACGUGCAAACAAAAAAUAUAGCCUAAAUAGCCUACAUAAAACAUAUUUUAAAAUCAUAAGAGGCCUUUACAAUUUUGUGCAAUAUUUGUGGUUCCAUUGGAAGUGCAUUGGGAACAGUUUCAACCCUCAUGAUAUUUCAAAUUUUUUAAACAUUAAUAUGAAAAGCUUGACUGAACAUUAUAUGUAAAAUUGAACAAAAGCACCUGCUGAUUCGGAUGAAGCCAGUUCUGUUAUUCAACAUUAAUUAAUAUGUUCCCAAAUCACUUCAGAUGUGUCCCGUAAAUCCUAUAUUUUACACAGAUAAUGCAUGAUAGUGAUUUCACUCCUGAAGCUCAUUUCUAAUUGGUUCAUCUGACGGUGUUACGACACUGUUUUCGUUUCCAACAGCCCCAAAAUGAAUCGGAGAACAGCACUGGUGUCUCCUACCUCCACAUUUUGCGCUCUCUGUCCAUUUGUUGGAAGCAAUGUAUAAAAUCCCCCUUUACUUUCCUCAGGAGUGUCAGUCAAUGCAUGUGCGCGCGCGUGUGUGAGUGAGAUGUCAAUCAAAGCGGCGGCUUCUCUUUCAUCUCUAUAGUCAGUCAGAGAUCAGGGGGAGGAGUACAGCACUACACUCUCUCCAGCCCAACAUUACUCUCAGUCUCUGCUGAGCGCAUUUCUGAAGAGGGACACCUUUUUACCCAAGAAACCAAACGGGAAUGACACACAGCAUCUGAACUCCAGCACUUUUUUUUUUUUUUCUCUUGUUUUCUUGAGUCGGAUUUUUUGAACAGUCAGAACUGUCCUGCGUUCGACUUACACUUCUAACUUUUGCUUUUAAGAACACCACAGGAGUCGUACUUUAACUUUUAAAACACCCAGCGUCGCUAUAUUGCGUUUCCCCUCUGGAUUCCCGAGUGCUGCCGUAGACCAAACACUCGCACGCGCGUUUGGAGUGCGCCAGCUGAAAUUAUACGGGGGUUUUCUGUCUAACGCCUUCGCUUUCCAGGCGUUUGUAGGGUGAGGAGGACUUUCAAUCACCCGAGAAAUGCCGCAGUUGUCAGGUGGAGGAGGCGGCGGGGACCCGGAGCUCUGCGCCACCGAUGAAAUGAUCCCGUUCAAAGACGAGGGAGACCCGCAGAAGGAGCAGAUCUUCGCGGAGAUCAGCCACUCCGAGGAGGAGGGAGACUUAGCGGAGAUCAAGUCAUCUCUGGUCAACGAGACAGAAAUCAGUCCCAACAGUAACAAUCACGACGCAGCUAGACAGUCCCAAAUAACACCAGACUCUUAUCAUGAGAAGCACAGGGACCAUCCGGAUGAUGGCAAGCUUCAAGACAUGUACAGCAAAGGCCACCCGUACCCCAGUUACCCAGGAUACAUCAUGAUGACCAAUAUGAACAAUGAACCCUACAUGAACAACGGCUCUCUCUCGCCUCCCAUUCCCAGAACGUCAAAUAAGGUGCCAGUGGUCCAGCCGUCCCAUGCCGUUCACCCCCUCACCCCUCUGAUCACAUACAGCGACGAGCACUUCGCCCCCGGCCCACACUCGGGACACCACCCACAGGACAUCAAUGCCAAGCAAGGUAUGCCCAGGCAUCAUCCUGGACCGGACAUUCCCAAUUUCUACCCUCUUUCCCCUGGGGGAGUUGGACAGAUGACCCCUCCGCUGGGAUGGUUCUCUCAUCACAUGGUACCAGGCCCUCCUGGACCCCAUGCCACAGGAAUCCCCCAUCCCGCCAUUGUCAACCCACAGGUGAAACACGAACCACAGCACGACACAGACCUGAUGCACAUGAAAUCUCAGCACGAGCAGAGAAAGGAGCAGGAGCCCAAAAGACCUCACAUCAAGAAACCUCUAAACGCUUUCAUGCUGUAUAUGAAAGAGAUGCGCGCCAAUGUGGUGGCCGAAUGCACGCUGAAGGAGAGCGCCGCAAUCAAUCAGAUCCUCGGGCGAAGGUGGCAUGCUUUAUCUCGGGAAGAGCAAGCUAAGUAUUACGAAUUAGCCCGCAAGGAACGGCAGCUCCAUAUGCAGCUUUACCCAGGAUGGUCUGCCAGAGACAAUUAUGGGAAAAAAAAGAAGCGGAAGAGGGAAAAGAUCCAGGAACCCGCUUCAGGUACAGGCCAGAGAAUGAAAACGGCGUACAUCUGAACAAUGGAGGAAAACGGACUUCUUUUUCCUCUUGCAAGGCAAAGACAGCAGCUACAGGCCCCCUUUUAGAGAUGGAAGCCUGCUAGAUUCCUCAACCUUUCACCCCUCUGUCACUUCUUGACCCCUGCGGAAUCUCCAGAGGGUCCCGGUCCUUGAAUCUGCUCCUCGGCUGCAGGCGCUGCUGUAGAGAUGUUGAACUGAGAACAGACAAUCACCAACACAGGCCCUCACGCAGACCCGUGAAUACUCGUUUGAACGUUCCUUUUUGUUUUCUGUCCUUAAUUCACUCCCGAAGCCGAAGGCGUUGCACUGAUUAUGUUCCUCAACCGUUUGUAAAGCGCACAUAUGGCCACAUGUAAACAAACCCACACACGUUCCUACACCUGUUCCUAAGUUAUUCUAAGUUAUUUGGCACCUCUGUCUUCUGUGUGUUCACUACGUCACUCCCUCAUUUUCUUUCGUGCCCUAUAAAAUGUAGCAACACAGGGGCCUGACACACCUCACGGCGUUCUAUGGCAACAUUUUAGGGAUCACGCAUUGCCCUGGAAAUCUCCAUAGGUUGCGUUUUGCAUUAUGACACAUUGGUGCAAAAAGGAUCAAUGUUUUAAAUUCUCCUCAACAUCUUGGGUUCAAGUUUAUUUUGAAUGCUUUUUUUUUAUUAUUAUUAUUUUUUUAUUAUUAUUAUUAUUCUUUAUUUUCAUUUCUCGGUGUAUAUUUUAAGUGAUUUU
Onychostoma macrolepis is the source of this 3716-nucleotide messenger RNA. It is a transcript of the gene lef1, whose product is annotated as lymphoid enhancer-binding factor 1. The record is from RefSeq and is a predicted model, not a curated record. The transcript is spliced from 11 exons. Bases 1888 to 2988 code for a protein of 366 amino acids. Gene Ontology annotation, cellular component: beta-catenin-TCF complex. NCBI's taxonomy places the organism in Eukaryota, Metazoa, Chordata, Actinopteri, Cypriniformes, Cyprinidae. Gene Ontology annotation, biological process: canonical Wnt signaling pathway; regulation of transcription by RNA polymerase II. Gene Ontology annotation, molecular function: DNA-binding transcription factor activity, RNA polymerase II-specific; RNA polymerase II cis-regulatory region sequence-specific DNA binding.